Molecule: messenger RNA, 681 nt
Organism: Theileria equi strain WA
Lineage: Eukaryota; Apicomplexa; Aconoidasida; Piroplasmida; Theileriidae
Exons: 3
Coding region: 1-681 (226 amino acids)
Molecular function (GO): metal ion binding
Source: RefSeq, a predicted model, not a curated record
AUGGAAAGCAAUAGAUUUAAUGACACCUCUAAUGUGGAAGAUGUUAUUAUUAACACAGCAAAUCUUACAACCUCCCAAAUCAAUGCUUUGGAUCAACUGCUGCAAUUCCAAUGUGAAAGAUUGGAACGUAAACUAGUAACUCUGAGGAAUAAACGCAAAAGUCUAAUUGAUGGAGAGAUCGUACAUGUAAGCUUGAAUGAGCUAGUAUCACGUGAGCUCAUCGAGGCAGCUGAAAAAUUGGCGUCUAAAAAUCCCUUUAUAGAUCAGGAUGAAAUUACACGUAUAAUAAAUAAUAUCAACUCUCGCGGGGAUGGAAAACAUGUAAAAUUUACUAAUCAUUUUGGUUACGAUGAUGAAUGUUUGGUUGAUUAUGCUGAACGUCACGAAUUGUCUGACUUUUUUACCGAAAGAGGUAGUAAGAAGUUCACGGCGACUUCAAACAGUAGCUCCUAUUUGGAAUUAUCCGGGGAAGUUCAACUUAUUUUGCACGCCCAAGGAAAUUGUAAACCUUGUGCCUUCUUCUAUAAUAAGAAAAAGGGCUGUAGAAACGGCCCUAAUUGUGGGUUUUGUCAUCAUGAAGAUCAUGCUUUGUGUUCGCUGAAACAGUGGAAGCGACAACAAAAGAUGGUUGCGGUAUGUUUUAUCAUGUCCUUGUUAUACUCGUGUCAUAACGACAACUAA